This is a messenger RNA of Coregonus clupeaformis (lake whitefish), 7491 nucleotides long. RefSeq names its product sodium channel protein type 4 subunit alpha B. The record is from RefSeq and is a predicted model, not a curated record. Gene Ontology annotation, biological process: membrane depolarization during action potential; sodium ion transmembrane transport; neuronal action potential. Bases 158 to 5788 code for a protein of 1876 amino acids. Lineage: Eukaryota; Metazoa; Chordata; Actinopteri; Salmoniformes; Salmonidae. The transcript has 26 exons. Gene Ontology annotation, molecular function: voltage-gated sodium channel activity; protein binding. Gene Ontology annotation, cellular component: voltage-gated sodium channel complex; axon; plasma membrane.
GACCCGCAUGAGGCUUGAGGUGGAACAUUCAUCUUAAUUCAGCAAAAUGUCCAGCAGUCUAAAAGGGACUGCCAGCAAAGGGGUUCCUUCAGAACUGGUCUACGUGUAAAGAAAGGCACAACUAUAGUGUGAAAGGAUAGCAGAGGGCUCUGCAAUCAUGCCGACCCGAAAGAUAACACUACUGGAAGCCUGGGAUAGGCACAGGACCUUUCGGAGGAAGAAAGCUAAAGACCUGAAAAUAUCUCCUCGUCUACUCCCACUGCUGAGAGACCCCGGUGUGGUUGCAUCUCUCGCCCAGCAGAAUGUCAAGAUGGUCGCCCUGCUCCCUCCCACAGGCACCGAAGUGUUCCGCCGCUUCACCCUUGAGUCGCUGGCGGAGAUCGAGAGGCGGAUGGCAGAGGAAGCAGUGGAGCAGGAGAGAAAAAAGGCCCUGAACAUUGAGGUGGCAGAGGAGGACCUGCCAAAGCCAGCUGUCGACCUGGAGGCCGGCAAGGCCCUGCCGUUCAUCUACGGAGACCCGCCACCUGAGCUGUUCAACACGCCCCUGGAGGAACUGGAUCCUUUCUACAAAUCACACAAAACCUUUAUUGUCAUAACCAAAGGGAAUACAAUCUUCAGGUUCAAUGCUGAGCCUGCCUGCUACAUUCUGACACCCUUCAGUAUUCUCAGGAGAGGAUCCAUCAAAAUUCUCAUACAUUCAUUAUUUAGCAUGUUCAUCAUGUUAACAAUCAUGUCCAACUGUGUGUUUAUGACGAUGAGUGACCCUCCGGCAUGGAGUAAAACUGUUGAAUAUGUUUUCAUUGGUAUCUAUACCUUUGAGGCAACAAUUAAAGUGUUGUCCAGAGGCUUCUGUGUUGGAGAUUUCACAUUCCUUCGAGAUCCAUGGAACUGCCUGGAUUUCAUGGUGAUCAGCAUGGCGUACCUCACAGAGUUUGUUGACCUGGGCAACGUGUCUGCCCUCAGGACGUUCCGUGUGCUCCGAGCCCUUAAAACAAUCCCUGUAAUUCCUGGUCUGAAAACCAUUGUGGGCGCUCUGAUACAGUCAGUGAAGAAGCUGGCUGAUGUGAUGAUCAUAACAGUGUUCUGCCUGGCUGUGUUCGCUCUGGUCGGCCUGCAACUGUUCAUGGGAAUCCUGAAGCAGAAGUGUGUUUACUGGCCCCCUGCGGAAUGGCGUUUAAACUCCACCAACAUGGACAACAUCACUAUGGCCUUCAACAACAUUACUGGUUUCAACAACAUUAUGGGCUACAAUGGCACAAACAGCGGCAACAGUACGUGGGACUUCAAGGCAUACAUCGACGAUAAAGAGAACCAUUACUUCCUUCCUGGAAUGUUAGACCCUCUUCUUUGUGGAAACGCUUCUGAUGCUGGAAAUUGCCCUGAAGGAUACACGUGUAUGAAGGCCGGAGGGAAUCCCAACUAUGGCUACACAAGCUACGACAGUUUUGGAUGGGCCUACCUUGCCCUAUUUCGGCUCAUGACACAGGACUUCUGGGAAGAUCUAUUCCAUCUGACUCUUCGCUCAGCCGGGAAAACCAACAUGAUUUUCUUUGUGGUGGUGAUCUUCCUGGGCUCGUUCUACCUGAUCAACCUGAUCCUGGCUGUGGUGGCCAUGGCAUAUGCUGAGCAGAACGAGGCCACCAUGGCCGAGGCCAAGGAGAAGGAGGAGGAGUAUGCCAUGAUCCUGGAACGCCUGAAGGAAAGGAAAAAAGCAGAGGUCAAAAAGUCUGCUGUUGUGUUGAAGAGGGCCAGUGGACCCAAGGGGAGUAAGGACCAGCUGGAAGUAUCAGGCCUGCAGAAGAAGACACCCAGUUCACCCAGUGUCUACAGCCAAGAUGACAUGGAUGAUCUGGAGGAGGAACUGAGACCUUGUCCGCCCUUCUGGUACAAGUGUUCAGACGUCUUCCUGAAAUGGAACUGCUGUGUGCCCUGGGUGACUUUCAAGAAGUGGAUGUACUUCAUAGUGAAUGACCCGUUCGUGGACUUGGGCAUCACCAUCUGCGUUGUACUCAACACCAUAUUCAUGGCCAUGGAGCACUACCCCAUGACAGCAGAAUUUGAAGAUGUGCUGAGUGUGGCGAACUUGGUCUUCACAGGAAUCUUCACAGCAGAGAUGGUGCUGAAGCUCAUCGCCAUGGAUCCGUACUACUACUUCCAGGUCAGGCAGAACAUCUUCGACAGCAUCAUUGUGACCAUAAGCCUGGUGGAGCUGUGUCUGGCCGACAUCGAGGGUCUGUCCGUGCUCCGCUCCUUCCGUCUGAUGCGUGUUUUCAAACUGACCAAAUCCUGGCCCACACUCAACAUGCUAAUCAAGAUCAUCGGUAAUUCAAUGGGAGCCCUUGGUAACCUCACCCUGGUCCUGGCCAUCAUCGUCUUCAUCUUCUCCGUGGUGGGCAUGCAGCUCUUCGGCAAGAGCUACAAAGAGUAUGUCUGCAAGAUCUCCUCAAACUGCGAGCUGCCCCGCUGGCACAUGCAUGACUUCUUCCACGCUUUUCUCAUCAUCUUCCGGGUGCUGUGCGGAGAGUGGAUCGAGACCAUGUGGGAAUGCAUGGAGGUGGCCGGACAGGGCAUGUGUCUCGUUGUCUUCAUGAUGGUCAUGGUCAUCGGUAAACUAGUGGUGUUGAACCUCUUCUUGGCCUUGCUGCUGAGUUCGUUCAGCGGUGACAACCUGGCGGCUCCAGAGGAGGACAGGGAGAUGAACAACCUGCAGAUCGCCAUCAGCAGGAUCACCAGGGGCAUCGACUGGGCCAAGGCAUACAUAAUCAAACAGUUCUGCAUUAUCACAGGGAAGCAGCCUAAGGAGGAUGGAGACGGGGCUGAUGGUAAUGGGGGUAGUAAUGGGGAUGUGGAUGGCCUCCCGAAGGACAGCUUGGCUUUGAAAAAUAUAAACUCCAGUGACAACCCAAAGGCUGAUUUGGAGCUGAAAAUGCUGGACGUUUGGGUGGACGAUGUUAACCCAAGUGGAUUUCUUACAAAUGCGGAUUUGACCCUGGAUGUACCUAUUGCCAAAAUGGAGUCUGAUGAUGAGGAUGACAGCUCCAAAGAGGAAGAAGGAGAAGGCGCAAAUGGGGAUGCUGAAAAGGAUACUGAGUUAAGGAAACCUAUUGCACAGGACAAUGCCUCUUCAAUCUGCAGCACAGUGGACAAUCCCCCUGAAGUGGAGGAAGAAGAGGCAGACCCCACCAGCCCUGAGAACUGCUGGACCGAGAAAUGCAUUGGACGAUGCCCUUGCCUUGAUUUUGACAUCACCACGGGCAAAGGAAAGACUUGGUGGAACUUCAGGAAAACAUGCUUCCUCAUUGUGGAGCACAACUACUUUGAGACCUUUAUCAUCUUCAUGAUCCUGAUGAGUAGUGGAUCUUUGGCUUUUGAAGACAUAUACAUUGAACAGCGCAGGACCAUAAAAAUCAUCCUGGAAUAUGCUGAUCAAGUCUUCACCUACGUGUUCAUUAUUGAGAUGCUCCUGAAGUGGGUGGCUUACGGAUUCCAGGCCUACUUCACAAACGCAUGGUGCUGGCUGGACUUCCUCAUUGUGGAUGUGUCUUUGAUUAGCUUAAUGGCUAACAUCCUGGGCUACGCUGAACUUGGACCAAUCAAAUCUCUUCGAACGCUAAGGGCUUUGCGGCCCCUCCGCGCCCUGUCCAGAUUUGAGGGAAUGAGGGUGGUGGUGAACGCUCUGGUGGGGGCCAUUCCUUCCAUCUUUAAUGUGCUUCUAGUGUGCCUCAUCUUCUGGCUCGUCUUCAGCAUCAUGGGAGUCAACCUGUUUGCUGGGAAGUACUACUUCUGCUUCAACACCACCGCUGUGGAGAGGUUCUCUGCUGACAUUGUGAAUAACAAGACUGAAUGCCAUCAACUAAUAAUGGAGGGUAAUGACGAGGUGCGCUGGAUGAACGCAAAGGUCAACUAUGACAACGUGCCCAUGGGCUACCUCUCUCUCCUGCAAGUAGCAACAUUUAAAGGAUGGUUGGAAAUAAUGUAUGGAGCUGUGGAUUCACGUUUUGUGGAAGACCAGCCCAUAUUUGAGGAUAAUGUUUACAUGUACAUCUACUUUGUCAUAUUCAUCAUAUUUGGGUGCUUCUUCACCCUGAAUCUCUUCAUUGGUGUCAUUAUCGACAACUUCAACCAACAAAAGAAGAAGUUUGGAAGGAAAGAUAUUUUCAUGACAGAGGAACAGAAGAAAUACUACAAUGCCAUGAGAAAGCUUGGUUCCAAGAAGCCACAGAAACCCAUUCCUAGACCCCAGAACAAAUUCGCAGGCAUUAUCUUCGACCUGAUCACCCAACAAUUCUUCGACAUCUUCAUUAUGGUGCUGAUCUGCCUCAACAUGGUAACGAUGAUGGUGGAGACGGAUGACCAGAGCAUGGAGAAGGAGGAAAUCCUCUACCUCCUCAACCUGGUGUUUAUCAUCAUCUUCACCACAGAGUGUAUCCUCAAAUUGAUCGCACUGCGACAAUAUUAUUUCUCAGUCGGAUGUAAUAUUUUGGAUUUUGUCGUCGUCAUUCUCUCCAUCGUUGGUAUUCUGCUGGCAGACAUCAUAGAGAAGUAUUUUGUCUCACCUACCCUUUUCUGUGUCCUAAGACUGGCCAGGAUUGGUCGAAUUCUGAGACUCAUCCGAGGAGCUAAAGGCAUCCGGACACUGUUGUUUGCCCUGAUGAUGUCACUUCCUGCUCUCUUCAACAUUGGGCUCCUGCUCUUCCUCAUCAUGUUUAUCUACUCCAUUUUCGGAAUGUCCAACUUUGCGUAUGUCAAGAAGGAGGCCGGAAUAGACGAUAUGUUCAAUUUUGAAACUUUUGGCAACAGUAUCAUUUGUCUGUUCAUGAUCACAACCUCAGCCGGUUGGGAUAGUCUCCUCUCACCCAUUCUGAAUAGUGGACCUCCGGACUGUGACCCGUACGUGGAAAAUCCUGGCACAGAUGUAAGAGGCAACUGCGUCAACCCUGGUUUGGGAAUUCUUUUUUUAUGCAGCUACAUCAUCAUGUGUUUCCUUGUUGUGGUCAACAUGUACAUUGCCAUUAUCCUUGAGAACUUCAAUGUGGCCACAGAGGAGAGUGGCGACCCUCUGUGUGAAGAAGACUUCGAGAUGUUCUACGAGACCUGGGAGAAGUUCGACCCUGACGCUUCACAAUUCAUUGCCUACGACAUUUUGUCGGAGUUCUGUGACACGCUUAAAGACCCGCUCAGGAUCCCCAAACCCAACACAAUCAUGCUGAUCACCAUGGACCUUCCCAUUGUCCCUGGGGAUAAGAUCCACUGUCUGGACAUCCUGCUGGCACUGACCACAGAGGUGCUGGGAGAGUCAGGGGAGAUGGACGCCAUGAAGGAGAGCAUGGAGGAGAAGUUCAUGGCCAACAACCCCUCUAAAGUGUCAUACGAGCCAAUCACCACCACCCUGAGGCGAAAGCGGGAGGAGGUAGCAGCUGUUGUUAUUCAGAGAGCCUAUCGUAAGCAUCUGCUGAGACGUUCGAUGAAACUCGCUUCCUACAAGUACUGCGAAAAGAACGAGUUAACCAAGGAGGACGAAGCACCGCCAGAGAAGGAGGGAAUGAUUGCCAUCAGGAUGAGCAAACUGUAUGGAAGCCAACAAUUACUCAGAGGGGAUGAAACUGUUGUAGAAGUGGAUUCUUUUGAAAAACGGGACAGCAAAGAACUGACAGAGACACAACCUCCUGAGGAGACUACUGAGGAGCCACCGCCUGUUGAGCUUCAGAACGAGAUCAUCUUGCGCUCUGCCCCCUUUGUCAUCCCUGCCUCAAUCCAUAACUCACAGCUGAAAGAGUCCGAUGUUUGAAUAACUAGUGCAAACAAUGGAUAAAAACUGCAUUAUCAUGGUGCCAUUCUGCCUUUGACGAUGAGACUGCUUGUUCAUCUCCAAAGUCCAACUUUAGUAUGCUUGGCUUGGGUCAAAGAUAGGGUUCUCGCUAACUAAGUCUCUGAGGGACACAUUGAGCCCAGCCCACUGAAUCAGUGAUUGCGUAGAGAUGAUGAUAUAACGAAUAUAGCAGUCAAUUUAAUUGAUGUUGAUGAUGAUAACCUGGAAUGUAUUGACUGAGAAAUCAUGGCUAUUGUUGGCAAGACAAUAACCAAAGCCUGAGCUGAAAGUUUGGGCCCAUUUAUGGAUGCAAGCCCAGUUGUGGUAGCAGACCCCUUAUAAUAUAUAGUUGAGAUCAAUUGAGAAUUAAAUAACCUAAGAGAUAGGUAGCAAUGUAUAAAAUGAUAAUAAGUCAAUACAACUCCAUCUCACCAGAGAGUAGGGACGUGACUCCUAUGGUUUUGCUCUUAACAGAAAAACAUACUUUUCAGUGCCCUGAAAGUAAUUGAAUAAAUAUGUUCCUUUUCGUAUUUUUAAUGCCUUUUUUAUUCAAGAUAAAGUCAAAUCUGCACUUACAUUAUUCAAUUGCAACAAAAAAGGCCAACAAUUGUCAUGCGUCAGUGUGUAGCGGUAGGAAGGAGUCAGGCGCAGGACACUGAACUUAGUAAACAACGUACUUUACUUAACAAAAGUAACAGAGCAUAUCUUCCACGCAGGGAAGAAAAAAUACCAGCUCACAAGAAAGACAGCAAAACAACGAACAAUCACGCACAACACCAUGAGGAAACCAGAGGGUAAAAUAGGGAAACAAAUUAACAUGAUGGGAAUCAGGUGUGUGCAAUCAAGACAAAACAAGUGGAACACAGAAACAUAGAUCGGUGGCACUAAUUUUUUUACCAAAAUAUAUUUUAUAAUAAAUAUGACCUGUGCCUUUAACAGAUGAAAAUGACAAAACGCUUUAAUGAAGAAACAGAUUUAGAAAACAGACAGAGAAAUUAUUUGCAUUUGCAAAAAUUAACUAAUUCUGCUGACUAACACAAUAAUGUGUCAAAUUUGUAUAAAGUCAGUUUUCUUUUAUUGUCGAUUUUCUUAAUUUUCUGUAUAUUUCCAUUGAUUUUAUUGUUAAGGAAACUAACUAUUUUUUAUUUUUUAUCACUGUAGUAACACAAGUAACCUCCUGUAGUAACACAAGUACUGUAGUAACACAAGUAACCUCCUGUAGUAACACAAGUACUGUAGUAACACAAGUACUACUAACAGUGUUCGGUUUUUAAUCUGCAAUUAUUUAUGGUAUUAAGCAGUAUGAUGAUAGAAAUGAAUAAUUACAUAUUUUCACAAUAGGUGCACAUACUGAAAAUGUACUGGUCAGUUUAUUGGAACAUGGGACUUGUAACACCAGAGUUGUUGUUUUGAUUUUCACAAGGGGCACAUACUAUAUGUGUUAACUGAUAAAAGGAUAACGGAUAAAAGCUUCAGCUAAAAUGACCAUACAAGUCUUAACACAGAAAUGUCUUAAUCAUGGGAAUACAGUAGGAAAGCACUUUGAAACAUAAUUGGUACUGGAGAAUGAAAAGCCUUGUUAGGAAUGCAGUUUAUUAAUUAAAAAGUAUUACAUUUUAGUCAUUUAGCAGACGCUCUUAUCCAGAGCGACUUACAGUUAGUGAAUACAUAUUUUUUUAUAC